Molecule: messenger RNA, 1659 nt
Organism: Ambispora gerdemannii
Lineage: Eukaryota; Fungi; Glomeromycota; Glomeromycetes; Archaeosporales; Ambisporaceae
Source: the annotation of a GenBank genome assembly
AUGUCUUCAUAUCCUUCAACGUCAUCAACACAGAGUGCGAUACGUUCAUUGAUAUUCUCGUCAAGUUCAAUAGCUACGGCACCAACAUUGCGUCAAGUAUUUGCACGACAAAGCAACAAAAAGAGCAAAAAGAUGCCGGUUCCACGUCCUCAUCCGUCUUCCCCAACUUUAUCCACGCUGCCGCUGUCACAACACUCGACCGUAUCCAAUGACACAACAGCAACCAAAAAAUCCACUGACCAUAAAAAUAUCAAAAAUUCAUUAAAACGAUUCAAAUUAUUCCGCUCAAAAAGUAAAAGAUCCUCGAAAAUCUCUUCCGUUUUACCACCCAUGGCUGUCCCCAUAUUAGUUCCGUACGACAUUGUAGACGACGACGUAUCGUCUAUCUGUUCCGAAGUUACAAGUGUUGAUCUGCGAACAUGUUCGGUUCCUAAUUUGCAUAUCUCGGUUUAUUCGGAUGAUUCACCGGCGCUGUCAGUGACCGGAUUUAAACAUCACAGUGUACAAACCGAGACUUUACUUGAAGAGGAUGAAGACGCGAUAAAUGAGAUGGAAAUCUUGGACAAUGACGAAUCCGAUGAUGGUUGGGAGGAGAAAAAUUAUGAAAAAUUGGCUGUUCCCAUUCCAAAUUCAUUGCGUCGAUCUUCUUUGCCUGUUCCAAUGACUUCGUCACCAACAUUUAAUCAAAUCACUACGACGACGUCUCAUAAUAAACGUCAUCAUCGUGCAAUGUCAUUGCCACAAUCCUCAAUCCAAGAUUUGCCAAAGAGUUUGUAUCAUCGUCAACCAACCCCAAGUGAAAGCUGGGACGAUGAUUUCGAUCUGAUAAAUAUGCCAGAAGUUCAAGUUCCUUUGUUGGUCGAAGAAACUCAACUUUCUAUACGGUUUGAUAUCUCUAAUAUUCGUGAUUUCACAACACAGGUCGAAGAACUGAAAACGUUACGAACUAGAAAAAUGAAACUAGCAUUAAACCUUCAAUCUCGAGUUCCAAGCACCAGAAAGAAAUGGAAGCACGGAUUAGUUCGAAACGACGAAGUAAAGACAUUCAAAAAACUCGAAGAGACAUUCAAAUCUGAUUGGGAAGAAGCCAAUGUAAUUAUCGAGAUUUCGGAGGCUGCGCGAGAUCAGACGCCGACUUUUAAUGGCGGAAAAAGCGUGGAGCUUGGUAUUGAUCAAAUUCCCUCUGAACGGCAUUUGACCAUUUUACGAAAGAUAAUUGACGAGCAGCUGGGGAAUAGUGUCAGCAUUACUAGUAGUGAUGAUAUUAACAAUCCCAGAAGCUUAUUUCAAAUUGAUUUCGAGGGUAAUAACGACAACAAUGAAAAUACAAUUAACAACGAAGAGAACAAAGAGAAUCAAAUGAUGGGUAUUAUGUCAUCAUCAUCACCGACCUUUGACGAAAUCAAUAUCAACAACUCCACCAAUGCUGUUGCUAAUUCAUCCAAAAAAGUUAAGCCUGAAUGCAAUGCAUGGAAUAGUUUCUAUGGACUGAAACGUAAUAAUAGUGGGCAAGUAAUUGGUAAUGCUGCGAAAAAGAAACGACGCGAAAAUGUGCGAAUAUCUGUGGACGAAAUGCCAAGUCUGAUUGAACAUUUACGUAAAUUGCAAGAAAGAUUAUCGAAACACGUUGACCAACUGUCUCAGUUGAGAACUGUAUGA